Micromonas commoda is the source of this 1416-nucleotide messenger RNA. RefSeq lists its product with no specific name. The transcript has a single exon. Lineage: Eukaryota; Viridiplantae; Chlorophyta; Mamiellophyceae; Mamiellales; Mamiellaceae. The record is from RefSeq and is a predicted model, not a curated record. The coding region runs from base 1 to 1416 and encodes 471 amino acids.
AUGUCCCUCGUGACCUCGCGCGUGCCCUCCGCGGUCUCCGCUCGCGCCGCUUCGAGCCGCACGUCGCGCGCGCGCGCGUCGUCCGUCGUUGGCGUCAGCACCCGAUUGACGAGGACUUCGAGCCGGUCCCGGCCGGCCGUGCCCACGCGCGCGGUGGCGACGGACAAACCCGCGAGCGACAGGCCGUCGCUGACCAAGAUAAUCGAAAAGCCACCCGCGCUCCUGAGCCGCGGCGAGCGCACCGCGGCGGUCCCGUACUACGACGGCGCCGUGGACCGCCCCGUGCUCAUCAACGACGCCGCGAGGGAGGCCAUCGCAUCCUCCGCCGCGAAGGAUUUCAUCGCCCUGCCCACGCGGGAGGAUCCCGCGCUCGUGCACCUCCGCGAUGUCCUGGAGAAGGGUUGGCGCGUCAUGGAACCCACCGGGAGCGGGCACGCGGGCCUCUGGCCCGAGCUCUUCGACGCCGGCGCGGAUCUCAUAAAGUCGCAAUUUCCGCAGUUCGGCGACGACGACGCGGUGGAGGUGCUCCCGGGCACCGGGUGGCUUGACCCGUCGCUGGAGAGCGACGCCAUCGACUGGGUGAUGCGCCGUCCCGAGGGCCACGUCGUUAGCUCCAAGAUCCACUUCGCCACCAGGCUGCACAGGGACCCCGACAGCUGGACCAACCCCAAAACGCCGCAGCGGCCCAAGGACGGGUGGACCGACCUGGCCAUGCCGGACCGGGACAGGUACCAGUACAGGUUCGUCAACAUUUGGAUAGCGCGGAGCGCGAUCGAUCCGACGGGGCAGGUGUGGCAGUCGCCCCUGGUGGUGUGCCUGCCCAGGGACGGUGGCGAGCGCGAGUGGAAGUUUGAGAAGCGGAAGAUCUCGAUGGACGACACCGAGGCUGAAAAAGAGUACAACGUGAGGGGCAUAACGCUAAACCCCAAGACGUGGAUCCCGGGCACGAACCGGCUGUUGAGGCCCCUGUGGCAGGGCGGCGCGGGCGAUGCCAAGGCGUCGGGUAAGAGCACCAGCGGCGAUGGGUUCGGCGGCGGCGAGGAGGAACUCACCGCCGAGGAAAUUGCAAAGUUUGAGUUUCCCGAGCUCACCUCCGAGGACGCGCACUCGUUCGUGACCGGCCCCGCUAUGGUGUUCGACUCGUUCGACCUGUGGCACGGCGCCGCGAGGUGGGAGGAGGACAAGGCGUUCACGGACGAGCUCAGGCGGAUCGACGUCAAGGGGCGGCAACCGUUCCACCGCGCCAGGUGCUCGAUCGAGAUGCGCUUCAGGGUGAAAAUUGACAUGAAGGCGGAUGGCGCCGCGAAGCGGUGGGGGCCGUUCGCGUCCGCGGUAGCGUCGGGGAAGUUCAGGGACGACGGACUGAGGGACAGUGAGGCGAAAUACGACCUCGCAAAGGGAGUCGUGGCGAAGUGA